UCUCUUUCCCGAGUCAUGAUGAUUUCCGUCGUGUCCACAGUGGGGAGCCUUCCAAGAGACACGGGGACCUCGGCACCGAGCGUGUACCAGCGGAUCAGGAAGGUCUUGAGCAGGGACCUGCUGGUGACAUUGGCCUUAGGUCAGGUCCUGUCCCUUUUGGUCUGUGCCAUUGGGCUGACUAGCAAAUACCUGGCUGAUGACUUCCACGCCAGCACUCCAGUGUUCCAGAGCUUUCUCAACUACAUCUUGCUGUUUCUGGUCUACACCACUACACUGGCAGUCAGGCAAGGUGAAGGAAACUUGUUGGCCAUUUUGAAGCAGAGCUGGUGGAAGUACAUGAUUCUAGGUUUCAUAGACAUCGAGGCCAACUACCUGAUACUAAAAGCUUACCAAUACACAACACUGCCCAGUGUACAGCUGUUGGACUGCUUUGUCAUCCCAGUUGUCCUGCUGCUGUCUUGGUUCUUUCUUUUGGUGAGGUACAAGGCCGUACACAUUGUAGGCACAGUACUGUGUCUUUUGGGUAUUGGGUGCAUGGUAGGGGCUGACAUCCUUCUUGGCCGGCAGGAGAGCCACGGGGAACAAAAGCUGUUUGGUGAUCUGUUAGUUUUGGGAGGAGCAACUUUGUACGGGAUUUCCAAUGUUUGUGAGGAGUUCAUAGUGAAGAACCUGAGUCGUGUGGAGUUCCUGGGAAUGAUGGGUCUCUUUGGAUCAUUUUUCAGUGGCAUCCAACUGGCCAUAAUGGAACACAAAGAACUGCUGAAGAUUCCCUGGAACUGGCAGAUAGGUCUUCUUUAUAUGGGCUUCAGUGCCUUCAUGUUUAGCCUGUACAGCUUCAUGCCGCUGGUAAUGAAGAAGACGAGUGCCACCUCGAUCAACCUCUCUAUUCUCACAGCUGACCUAUACAGUCUCUUCUGUGGCCUCUUCCUCUUUCAUUACAGGUUUUCUUGCCUCUAUUUGUUGUCAGUCUUCAUCAUUAUGUUGGGCCUGGUGGUUUAUUCCUCUGAAUCCACCUAUGUGGUUCACGACCCCCGAGUCUACAAGCAGUUCAGGAACAUUCAUUGUACCAGUGACCCUCUCCAGCCCAGUCAUAGAGUCUUGGAGCCUUCAGUAGCAUACACCAGUUUGGGCCCUGAGUCAGGGGAGGAACCUACUUUACGUGUAAUCUAAGAUGGGCUAUGGGAUUCUUGACGAGUGGAAGAUAAUGUGGGAUACAAAUGUAUGCAUGGUUUGGUCCUCUGUUUUGUACAAUGAGUUGUUUCUAGUCUGUUGAGCUGGUGAAAUUGACUGAUCACUUACUCUAUGAUCUAUGUAUUGAUUUUAUGGUCUGAACCAAGGGAUAAGG
Molecule: messenger RNA, 1345 nt
Organism: Syngnathoides biaculeatus (alligator pipefish)
Lineage: Eukaryota; Metazoa; Chordata; Actinopteri; Syngnathiformes; Syngnathidae
Gene: slc35f1
Product: solute carrier family 35 member F1
Exons: 8
Coding region: 16-1170 (384 amino acids)
Biological process (GO): transmembrane transport
Cellular component (GO): membrane
Molecular function (GO): transmembrane transporter activity
Source: RefSeq, a predicted model, not a curated record